Molecule: messenger RNA, 8888 nt
Organism: Dreissena polymorpha
Lineage: Eukaryota; Metazoa; Mollusca; Bivalvia; Myida; Dreissenidae
Product: sialin-like
Exons: 13
Coding region: 134-1639 (501 amino acids)
Biological process (GO): monoatomic anion transport; transmembrane transport
Cellular component (GO): plasma membrane
Molecular function (GO): transmembrane transporter activity
Source: RefSeq, a predicted model, not a curated record
AUUAGAAGGUAUCCACAUGUUGUUAUUAAUUAUGAACCAUAUGUCAAAAUGUUCAACAUUGUGUGUAAUUAUUUGUUCAUAUAAAUAAUGACACUACUUUAAUAGUAAACUUACAAUUAAAGGUUGGCAAUUUAUGAACAGACCAGCCAAGAUGAGGCCGGAUGAAACCAAGAAAAUGGAGUUCCAGACGGCGGAGGAGCAACAUGACCUCCUGCGUCACCGUAGAUACCUCAGUCUCAGUCUCAAGCUGGGGACAUGGAUACCCAAACGUUAUGUCGUUGGGAUUAUGGCUUUCUUUGGAUUUUGUAACAUAUAUGCUUUGAGGGUGAACCUCAGUGUAGCCAUAGUAGCAAUGACUUCAAACCACUCACAAAACAUUGCUGGAAACAAGACCCUGGUGAUCUACCCAGACUUCCACUAUGAUUCACAUACCAAGGGGAUCAUACUGGGAUCAUUCUUCUAUGGAUACAUCCUCACACAGAUCCCUGGAGGUUACCUGGCCAACAGACUAGGGGGAAAGUACCUGUUUGGAGGAGGAGUGUUUCUGACUGCCCUGUUCACACUGGUGACCCCGCUGUGUGCUAACUGGAGCGACUACCUACUGGUGGCAGUCAGGGUCCUCGAGGGGCUGUUUGAGGGUGUGACCUAUCCAUCCAUUCAUGCAAUCUGGUCAAAAUGGGCCCCACCCCAGGAGAAAACCAAACUGGCCACUCUGGCCUUCUCUGGCUCGUACAUUGGCACAGUUAUCUCCCUUCCCCUCUCAGCGGCCCUGGCAGAGUCUGCAGCAGGCUGGCCCAGCAUCUUCUACGUGUUUGGUUGCCUGGCAAUAUUGUGGUUCGUAUUGUGGUGCUACUUGGUGUCAGAGAGCCCAGCCAAACACCCCAGUAUAUCAAGCGCAGAGCUGGAGUACAUACAGGGAAGCAUUGGAUACACGGAGGAACAGACACAGGACUUAAAGCCCCCCUGGAGGAGCAUUCUUACCAGUCUACCAGUGUGGGCCAUAGUGGCGGCCCAUUUUGCAGAGAAUUGGGGUUUCUACACAUGGCUGACGGAGCUUCCCACCUUCAUGAAUGAUGUCCUGCACUUCAACAUGUACCAGGCUGGUUUCCUGGCUGCCUUACCAUACCUUAUCAUGGCGGGUGUGGUGCAGGGAAGCGGACAUUUGGGGGACUUCCUGCGGGCACGAAGGAAUGUAUCUACCGAGGCAAUUAGGAAAAUCUUCACUUGUGGAGCGUUCUGUUUCCAGAUAGUGUUCAUGAUAGCUGCGGGCUACUCGAGUUCUCGUACCUCAUGUAUGGUGUGCCUCACCAUUGCUGUUGGCAUAGGGGGCUUCGCCUGGGGCGGCUUUAGUGUGAAUCAUCUGGACAUCGCACCACAAUAUGCCAGCAUUCUCAUGGGUCUGUCAAACACGUUUGCAACCUUGCCUGGAAUCAUCAGCCCAGGCCUUACAGGAGCUAUAGUCACAUCCAAGGGUGACCCGGGCCAGUGGCAGAUCGUGUUCUACAUUGCGGCAGCCAUCUACGUGUUUGGGGCUGUAGUGUACGGGCUGCUAGCUUCAGGGUCGAGGCAGAAGUGGGCGGAGGUUCCCACGGGGUACCUUCCACACAGGGAUACCGGGGAAGGGGAACUGGUGGAUUAAUGGAGUGUAAUUCUGGGGAACUGGGUGUGUUACAUGUGCAUAAAGUGUUGUCCCAGGUUAGUCAGCACAGGCUAACCAGGGACGACACUUUCCGCUUCUAUUUAAUAUUUCCUUUAAAUGAGGUCGAUUUAAAAAUCGAGUCUAGGUGAAUGUUGUGUUCCUGAUUAGCUUGUAAGAACUGCACAGGCUAAUCUGGGAUGACACUUUACACACAUGCAGUAUGCCCAGUGUUCCCUGUAUUAGAUAAUCUGUUAAAACUAGUAACUUAGUUUAUUUAUAUGAUUGGUUGUUUAUUUACUAUGGAUGUUAAUUGUUUUUGUUGUAUUUUUAUGAUUGGUUGUUUAUUUAUUAUGGAUGUUAAUCGUUAUUGUUGGUUUUUAUGCCUUCAUAGAUUGGAAGGAAUCAAGCAAGCUCUUGUCUGUCUGAAAGUGUGUAUGUCACUAACCAUGUAUUUUAAACUCCUCUAUAACUACUGCGUGGAUCUUGCUAAAACUUAAUAGUUGAAGAAUGACCCUAAUAUGUUGAGGAUAUUAAAGAAAGGAAUUUCGGCUAAAAGCAGUUAUAUCAGAAUUAUUGCUCUUUUUCAAUUUUUUCACUAUAGAAUAUAUUAUUGCAUAAUAUAUGAUCGUAAAGGAAUGAAUUUGGGCUUCAACCAGUUUUGACAGAAUUACGGCUGAAUAGGACACUUUUCGUCUUUUCCUCCACCGUAGAAUAUAAAUUAUAAUGUGGAAGAGUCUUUGGCCAAACACAUGUGGUGUGGGCAUUUGUUACUGUGACACAGUUCUAUUUAAAUUGUUGCUUGAUAUUUUAUCUCUAUUUCAAUACCAUAAUUUUUAGCGAGGCUGUUUUCGGAGAAAACAAAAGCUAUUGUCAUAGCCAGCUCGUCCGCCGUCCGCCGUCCGACGUAGGCGUCGUGCUAAAACCUUAACAUUGGCUCUAAAAUCAAAAUCCUUCCACCUACAACUUUGAAACUUCAUAUGUAGAUGCACCUUGAUGAGUUCUACACGCCACACCCAUUUUUGUGUCACUAGGUCGAAGGUCAAGGUCACUGUGACCUCUAAUAUCAAACUUUAACAUAGGCUCUAAAAUCAAAGUGCUUCCACCUACAACUUUGAAACUUCAUAUGUUGUUGCACCUUGAGUUCUACAUGCCACACCCAUUUUUGGGUCACUAGGUCAAAGGUCAAGGUCACUGUGACCUGUUAUAGAAAACUUUAACAAAAACCUUUACAUUGCCUCUAAAAUCAAACUGCUUCCACCUACAACUUUGAAACUUUAUAUGUAGAUGCACCUUGAUGAGUUCUACACACAACACCCAUUUUGGGUCACUAGGUCAAAGGUCAAGGUCACUGUGACCCCUAAAAAAAAUAUUCUGACAAGCUUUCGCAGCCGAGCGUGGCACCCGUUAUGCAGUGCUCUUGUUAUUGUUUAGGUGCUUUAUGAAUUAUUAUUGUUAUUGUAUCUGUUCUGUAUUAGUAAUUCAUUACUUCAAGAAUCUGCUUAUUGUUAUUGUCUAUAUCGUCUCCAUGGCAAUGAUUGAUAUUGUUUACAUCGUCUCCAUGACAAUGAUUGCUGUUGUCUAUAUCUUCUUCAUGACAAUGAUUGAUAUUGUCAAUAUCGUCUCCAUGACAACAGAGACGUAGAUCUCUGAUGACAAUGAUCUGUGUCUACCAAGUACGGUAUGUUCUACUCUGGACUUAAAAUUGUGAGAUGAAUAUGAGAAGUGCUCUGGGAAAUCUGGGCUUAAUGUGUAUGCAUCACGUAUUGUCCCAGAAUAGCCUGUGCAGUCCUGGGCUUAAUGUGGAUGCAUCACGUAUUGUCCCAGAAUAGCCUGUGCAGUCCUGGGUUUAAUGUGUAUGCAUCACGUAUUGUCCCAGAAUAGCCUGUGCAGUCAUGGGCUUAAUGGUUAUGCAUCACGUAUUGUCCCAGAAUAGCCUGUGCAGUCCUGGGCUUAAUGUGUAUGCAUCACGUAUUGUCCCAGAAUAGCCUGUGCAGUCAUGGGCUUAAUGGUUAUGCAUCACGUAUUGUCCCAGAAUAGCCUGUGCAGUUCUGGGCUUAAUGUGUAUGCAUCACGUAUUGUCCCAGAAUAGCCUGUGCAGUUCCUGGCUUAAUGUGUAUGCAUCACGUAUUGUCCCAGAAUAGCCUGUGCAGUCCUGGGCUUAAUGUGUAUGCAUCACGUAUUGUCCCAGAAUAGCCUGUGCAGUCCUGGGCUUAAUGUGGAUGCAUCACGUAUUGUCCCAGAAUAGCCUGUGCAGUCAUGGGCUUAAUGGUUAUGCAUCACGUAUUGUCCCAGAAUAGCCUGUGCAGUCAUGGGUUUAAUGUGUAUGCAUCACGUAUUGUCCCAGAAUAGCCUGUGCAGUCAUGGGCUUAAUGGUUAUGCAUCACGUAUUGUCCCAGAAUAGCCUGUGCAGUCCUGGGUUUAAUGUGUAUGCAUCACGUAUUGUCCCAGAAUAGCCUGUGCAGUCAUGGGCUUAAUGGUUAUGCAUCACGUAUUGUCCCAGAAUAGCCUGUGCAGUUCUGGGCUUAAUGUGUAUGCAUCACGUAUUGUCCCAGAAUAGCCUGUGCAGUCCUGGGCUUAAUGUGUAUGCAUCACGUAUUGUCCCAGAAUAGCCUGUGCAGUCCUGGGCUUAAUGUGUAUGCAUCAUGUAUUGUCCCAGAAUAGCCUGUGCAGUCCUGGGCUUAAUGUGUAUGCAUCACGUAUUGUCCCAGAAUAGCCUGUGCAGUCCUCACUAGUUUCACCUCAAACGUUUUUCCAAUACAAAAAAAUGUUAAAUACAAUAUAUGAUCAUGAUCUGUUUAUAUCAUUUUUCUAUUAUAUUUACAAAACAUGAUGUAUCCAACUCAGGAAUAUUGUGUCACAUAUUUCACUAGAAAAACACAUAAUUAACUUACAUGAUUGAGAGCCUGCAAUUUCUAUAGGCAUUUUUACAUCUUUCUCUUUAUCUUUUCUAACAAAAUGUUAUAUAUGAGCCAUGCUCUGUGAAAAGGGGGUUUAAUGCAUGUGCGUAAAGUGUCGUCCCAGAUUAGCCUGUGCAGUCCGCAGAUGCUAAUCACGGACGGCACUUUCCGCUUUCAUGAUAUUUUCUGUAGAAAGAAAGUAUCUUCUAAGCAAAAAUCCAGUUUAGGCGGAAAGUGUUGUCCCUGAUUAGACUGUGCAGACUGCACUGGCUAAUCUGAGACAACACUUUACACGCAUGCAUUAAACCCCCUUUUUCACAGAGCAUGGCCCAUAUUAUGGUGCCCAUAACUAACAUCAGAAAUCAUAUUUAUUAACAAAAUAUAUAGCUUUUUAGCUCACCUGAGCGAUAGCUCGGGGUGAGCUAUUGUGAUCACUCACCGUCCGGCGUCCGUCCGUCUGUAAACAAUUUGUAAACAUCUUCUUCUACUAAACCAUUGAGCCAAUUUCAACUAAAUUUCAUGUGGAGCAUCCCUAGGUCAUGGGACAAAAGAAUUGUUAAAAAAAAUUUGAUAACAUAACCAAGAUGGCCGCCAUGACCAUAUAUGGUAAAAACCUUAAAAAAUCUUCUUGUCAGAAACCGCUCAUCAGAUUUUCAAAAAAUUUCACAGGGAUGACCUUUGAAGGCUCCCCUGAAAAAGUUGUUCAAAGAAAUUUGAUUCGUCAAAAAACAUGGCCGCAGGAGCUCGUUGAACUUUGCAUAUUUAUUCGUUUUUGCCUAUUUUGUGAAAACUUUCAAAAAUCUUCCACAUUUUUUGUCCGAUCCUUUCCAAAUUGCACAGUGUCUUUAUAUCAAUGAGGACACGAACCCUACAAAAAAUGAGCAUUAUUGGUCCAUGAAGUACAGAAUUACCUCCCCUUGAAUUGAGAAAAUGGUGUUUAUGCAAUAAAGUCCAAAUUUUUCAUCCAAUUCUUUCCAAACUUGUAAGGAUUUAGCAUGGUUCAAACAAGGGAAACAACUACGGUUUAUGCAUGUUCUUUUUAUUACAGAUUUGCCUCCCUUUAAUUCAUUCAAAAUCUCAUUUUACAGCAGAGAUUCCAAAUCUGACCUGUAAAUGAGCCCCAUAUUUACUGCCAGUGCUAGGUUACCUUUUCCCAUUUGAUCAUUCUUAAGUAUUGGUCUUGUAAUGCUGCUACUGCUUCUGCUACUGCUACGGCUACUACUACUACUACUACUACUACUACUACUACUACUACUACUACUACUACUACUACUACUACUACUACUACUACUACUAGUAGUACUACUACUACUAGUACCACUACUACUACCACCACCACCACCACGUCUACUAUUACUACUUCUACUACUACUGCCACUACUACUACUACUUUUACCACUACUACUACUACUACCACUACUACUACUACUACUACUUCUACUACUACUACUACUACUACUUCUACUACUAUUACUACUACUACUACUACUUCUACUACUACUACUACUACUACUUCUACUACUACUACUACUACGACUACUACUACUACUACUACUACAACUACUAUUACUACUACUACUACUACUACUACUACUACUACUACUACUACUACUACUACUACUACUACUACUACACCACCACCACCACCACCACCACCACCACCACCACCACCACCACCACCACCACCAUUCACAGUGACAAAAAACGUAUUCACACAAUGGCUGCUACUACAACUUAUAGCCCAUAUAGGGGGGCAUGCAUGUUUUACAAACAGCCCUUGUUUCUAUGGGAUUUUAACCACAACUGUUCAUGUUUAUCUCCGACACAUAUUUUUAGGUCACCUGUCAUGAAGUGACACGGUGAGCUUAUGUGAUCGUGUGAUGUCCGGCGUCCGUUGUGCGUGCCUGUGUGUGUCCGUGCGUCCGUCGUCAACAAUUUGUUUGUGUAGACAGUAGAGGUCACAGUUUGCAUCCAAUCUUGAUGAAAUUUGGUCAAAAUGUUUAUCUUGAUGAAAUCCGGUUUGGGAUUGUAUUUGGGUCAUCUGGGGUCAAAAACAAGGUCACUAGGUCAAAUAAUAGAACAACCCUCUGUAGACAAUAGAGGUCACAGUUUUCAUCCAAUCUUUAUGAAAUUUGGUCAGAAUGUUUAUCUUGAUGAAAUCUGGGUUGGGAUUUUAUUUGGGUCAUCUGGGGUCAAAAACUAGGUCACUAGGUCAAAUAAUAGAAAAACCUUGUGUAGACAUUAGAGAUCACAGUUUUCAUCCAACCUUUAUGAAAUUUGGUCAGAAUUCUUGAUGAAAUCUGGGUGGGAUUGUAUUUGGGUCAUCUGGGGUAAAAAUCUAGGUCAAAUAAAUAGAAAAUCCUUGUGUUGACAAUAGAGGUCACAGUUUUCAUCCAAUAUUUAUGAACUGUGGUAGAAUGUUUAUCUUGAUGAAAUCUGGAUUGGGAUUGUAUUUGGGUCAUCUAAAGUCAGGAACUAGGUCACUAGGUCAAAUCAUAGAAAAACAUUGUAUAGACAAUAGAGGUCAUAGUUUUCAUCUGAUCUUAAUGAGUCAGUUGAGCGAUUCAGGGCCAUCAUGGCCCUCUUGUAUUGAUUUCUGUGUAAAUUCUCUAUGGAUAAAUGGUAAUUUUGCCCUCAAGUCUCAAUCGCUUUUUUUUGGGGGGGGGGGAGAAAUCAAAAAAGAUUGUUUACAUGAUGUUUAUAACCGAUUUAUACUUUUAACUUACAUUUAAAAUGCUUCUGUGCUAUUUGCCUAUUUGUUUCUAGAAGGCUAUUUAUCAAAAUACCUAUGUUUUGAAAUCACCUGAGCACAAAAGUGUUAUUUUGCUCUUGGUGAGCUCUAGUGAUCACUUUUUAUUUGUUGUUUGCUUGACAGAUCCGUUGUCAACAUUUACCUUGUGAACGCUCUUAGAGGCCACAUUUAAUGCACUAUUUAACAAAAAAAUUGGUCUGAGGAUUUUUCAAAAUUUUAUCUGGCCAAGUUCAACACUGGGUUAAGUUUGGUAAAAAACAAGGUCACUGGGUCAACUUAAUCAAAAAGCUUGUGAACACUCCAAAAGUCACGUUUUAUGCUUUGUCAGAAUAAAAAUUUGCUCAGAACAUUUUUUUUCUAAUGAUAUCUUGGCUUAGUUUCAAAAAGGCUCUGGACAGUUAAAACCAAGGGUCAGUGCAUUUUGCUUUACUUGUCUAUAGUGAAACCUUGUAAACACUUUUUUUUCAAAAUCAUCAUUGAACAUGCUCAGAAGUCAUUCUUAUGAUAUCUUAGACAAAUUUGACAAUUGUUCAGGCCUGUUAAAAACAUCGCUGCCAUAAUUUCCUUGUAUGGCAAUACUGAAAACUUGUGUCCACUAGAAGUCUGUUUUCCAUUUAAUGUUCAUAAAAGAUGCUACGAACAUUUGUGCAAAUGAUAUCUUAGUAGAGUUUUAAAAUGGUUCUAGUCUGUUGAAAAAUAUGGCCCUUAAAGGGCCGUGAUAUUCACAUUAAAAUAUGUCUUUACAUUCAUUAUAUCAAGGGAUUGACAGAAACUGUACAUGAUACUAUCAAAGAGAAAGAACAGUAGAACCCACUGUCUAUAAAAACAUUGAUAACAAUUUCAAUUUAGCUAAGUUAACAAAAUGGCUUCAGUCUGUUAAAAAAUAUUGGCCCUAAAGAGCUGUGAUAUUAACAUUAAAAUAUGUCUUUACAUUCAUUAUAUCAAGGGAUUGACAGAAAAUGUACAUGAUACUAUCAAAGAGAAAGAAAAGUAGAACCCACUGUCUAUAAAAACAUUGAUAACAAUUUCAAUUCAGCUAAGUUAACAAAAUGGCUUCAGUCUGUUAAAAAAUAUGGCCCCUAAAGAGCCAUUUUAAUAACAUUAAAAUAUGUCUUUACAUUAAUUAUAUCAAGAGAAUGACAGAAAAUGUACACGAUACUAUCAAGGAGGAAGAAUAGUCAAGUGUUGUAUCUUGGGACAGCUCUGUUUAUAGCUGUUGUUUGAUUUUAGAGAGAAAUAAUUGAAUAGCUUAUUUUAAAGUUAUUCUUUAGAUUUGUUGAUUUUAUCAUUGUAUGAUAUAUAUAAUAUACAUGUUUAUUGUUCUAUAUUGUUAUACUGUAUAUGGUUAUAAUGUUGUCUCUACAACCCAAUUCCAAUGUUGUUUAUUGUAGUAAGUUUGUAAACUUGCUUAUGUUGCUUAGUGUUCAUGUUUAUCAUUGUUGUGAAUUAUAGGUUAGUUACCAGUCCCAGUUUCCCAUAAGGCAAAGUAGGCAACAGCCUAUGGGCCACGUGACUUUUAGGGGCCCCAUAAGACUGUGACAAAUGACUAUUUAAUACUUAUUUAUCCUUAUAAAAAAACUUGACAAAUCCAAUAAUUUCA